Messenger RNA from Fonsecaea nubica, 915 nucleotides. RefSeq lists its product as hypothetical. The record is from RefSeq and is a predicted model, not a curated record. The coding region runs from base 1 to 915 and encodes 304 amino acids. The transcript is spliced from 3 exons. Lineage: Eukaryota; Fungi; Ascomycota; Eurotiomycetes; Chaetothyriales; Herpotrichiellaceae.
AUGGCAGCACCUGCCAUCCAGUCUUCGGAAUACCUCGGAGGUCAAGAGUCGGGAAAGAAAAGAGAGCGCGAGGUCACUGACACCGAAGCUCAACAGGAGACGAAACGAAGGUCUGACAAAUCCAGGAAGCAAGUUCACUGGGAUCUGGCUCCGAUGCCUCCGUCUUCGGCUUAUUCGCAACCUCCUUCCUAUGUCUAUUCUAAACUCCCCAAUGGGGGCCGGUCCAAUCCAUUUCAACUGGCUCCAUUCCUCUGGGCUGGUACCGAAGAACCUCAGAGCUUGAAUGUCAAUGAGGACGCAUCGAUUGCACCAAACGGCACUGUACCACGGGCAGAGUGUGCAGACCAAUUCCGGCCCGAUACCACGGCCAAUACCUCGUUCAUUGCGCAGGCACUGGAAAGCGCGGACGUGAUACCCGCUGGGUGUCCGAUUAGCCAAGGUCCGGGAUACACUGAGCCCCCAUAUCCUUCUUACGCUGGGGACAACACGGGCCCAGGUUAUACGGCAGCAACUCUACCAACGGACGCUGGGCCCCCACCAAUCGCAGUCGACGUGUUCACCAGCAGCACGGUUGACUCAGGUGCAGGAUACAGUUUUGCUCCCCCUCCAAAUGUCAACCUGGAGGGGAACUACUCUGUUUCCUACUCGGCGACCGGCCCAUCCCCCGCCAUGGCUUGCCCAGUGAUGGCUCCUACGUUCGACAAUCAAGCCGUCGAGCAAGUGACGGCCCAGAGCUAUUCUCUUCCAUCUCCACCAGAGGGCUAUAUCCCACCUGGGAACACCGCACAACAACCAGCUGUGCGCUGGCUUCCACCACUGACGGGACAGUCCUACAACCUCCCGGUACAGCAAACAUCGGAUCCCUUCAACUGGCAGUCUAGCCAGCAGUGGGCGGCGUGGCCAGCAAGCUGCUGA